GUUUUCUCCAUGCUCUUGGGAAGCCCAACGGGUAGUCAACAUGUUCAACAACGAUACAUAACGAUAACGUUCUAGGUUACUCUUUAUAAUCUGCUUGUUCUGUAUGGAUAUCUGUAUGACCCUGAGCUCACUGGAAAUCCAGCUUAACCCAAGAGAGACAUUUACCUGCUAUCUUUGUCUUUCGUGGCUUUUGAAAGAAAAAGCUACUGAGCUUUGGAUCCUGCAGUUGCUCUCAAUAUUCUAGCACUGCCUUCUCCAGUCCUCUCCCAAUUAAUCCAAGCCGUCAUUCGUCUCCAGGUCCUAGAAUGCGGUGAGGAGAAAAUCCUGACGCUAACCGAGACAGAACAAGUCAAAGCUUUAGCUGCCCAGUUUGUUAAGCUGCUCCGUUCCCAGAAGGAGAAAUGCCUCCUGAUGGCAGACGUCCUGGCGGAAUACGCCAAAACGUUCGGCUACCCGUUGCGUCUCCAGGACUACGAUGUUGGCUCCGUUCCGGCUCUGAUGCAGAAACUUUGCCACGUCAUCAAAGUGGCCGAUACAGAAUCUGGGAAACAGCUUCAGCUGAUCAAUAAAAAAUCCCUCCGGACUCUCACUUCCCAUCUUCUGGUGCUUCUCAUGACCCUGGAUGAAGUCACCAUGGUUUCCGUUAAGGAGUUGAAGAGGCGUUACGAGGUUGUCCAGGGGACUGUCCUUAACCCAUGUGAAUAUGGCUUCAUGACCUUUAUCGAGCUUCUGAUGAGCGUGCCUUAUUUUAUCGAGGUUUUUAUUGAUGGUGGUGCAGAAUAUGUGAAGCUUACAGACCUGUAUAUUUUUGCCAAGAAAGUGAGACUUCUGCUCCAUACCUACCACUACCAACAGAUCUUCCUCCAUGAGUUCCCAACAGCCUACAGCAAAUACACAGGGGAAGCCCUUCAUCCCAAUACCUAUGGCUACAAUAACCUUGAGGAACUUCUAGGCGCCAUUCCAUCGGUAGUAUGGAUAAAAGGCCACGGCCAUAAGAGGAUUGUGGUUCUGAAGAACGACAUGAAAACUCGUUUUAGCUCCCCCAGUCUUCCCCUGGCUGACGAAAAUGACGAAAAUGAACUUGCCGAUGGUGACAGACAAUCCACAAAGGCAACAAGAAUGGACAAAUCCUUAGAUUUGAUUCUGGAAGCACCCAACAUUGUCUCUAGUCAAACGGAGGAGGAGCUGCUGUGCCUCACCAACGCAUCACCCGUGGAUCUUUUAUGCGAACCGGUCCCUUCCUGCCUUCCCUCCCCGCAGCUGAGACCAGAUCCAGUGGUCCUUGAAUCAACAGAUCUCAUCCGUUUCGAAGAGCAUUCACCGAUCCCUUCCG
Molecule: messenger RNA, 1333 nt
Organism: Thamnophis sirtalis
Lineage: Eukaryota; Metazoa; Chordata; Lepidosauria; Squamata; Natricidae
Source: RefSeq, a predicted model, not a curated record